Molecule: messenger RNA, 4038 nt
Organism: Sciurus carolinensis (gray squirrel)
Lineage: Eukaryota; Metazoa; Chordata; Mammalia; Rodentia; Sciuridae
Gene: Mpped1
Product: metallophosphoesterase domain containing 1
Exons: 7
Coding region: 803-1783 (326 amino acids)
Molecular function (GO): hydrolase activity
Source: RefSeq, a predicted model, not a curated record
GUGGUUUUAUUUUACCUUGUCUGGGGAUGGCCGAGAUUUUUAAAAAAAUUAAUAACCCAUCUCUCUUUUGCGCAUGAUUAAAAUGUUCUCCAGUCUCUAAUUUUUGUCGUUUUCCUGAUCUAAUUUGUUUUCCGAGUGUGUCGAUUUUUCUACUAGGCACAAAGCAAGAGGGGGAUUUUUCUUUCUUCAGUGUGGUUGGGAUCCGACUGUCCAGGACUAGUUUAAAUUACCUUGUUUUCUCCUUGGUUAAAUACAGUGUAAAUGGAAUUGUUGGAGGGCCUUAAUGACCCAAACCUGAAAAACAACAGUGGCAAAAAUCUUCAAGGCAUCUCCUACUUCCACAGUUAAAAAAAAAAAAAAAAAAUUAGUGAUCGACGGCGUGAGGGCCCAGGAAUUGGCAGGGCAGAGCGUUAGGUGCGGCCGGGAGGACGGGUCUCACCGGCUGCCUUCCCGAGGUCCACCUGCCCAGGGUGGAAUCUGCCAGACGGUGUUUGAGCCCAGUACAUAUAAAUGCAAACUGCAUUUUCCAAUGAGAGAAAAAAAUAAAAUAAAAAUCCCAGCAUCGCCAGUGCGAUCUCUGCAGAUGGCGGGAUUGACGGAACCCCGGGACUCCUGAGGUCUGCCGGGCAGAGGGCGGUGAGGCCUGGGGCUGGGGAGGGAAGGAUUAUUUUCAAGGGAUCCCCCUGGCCCCACCGCCACCGGCAGCCCCUGAGCUGAGUCUGUCUGCAGGUCUGGUGGGGGGCCGGGCGGCGGCGGCGGCGGCGGUGGCAGCGGGAGAUGCCCAGGCGGCCCGCGGAGGUCCAUGUGGCGCUCUAGGUGGGAUGCCGGCGUCCUGAAGGCCGAGGCGCUGGCCCUCCUGCCCUGCGGCCUGGGCAUGGCCUUCUCCCAGUCGCACGUGAUGGCCGCCCGGCGGCACCAGCACGGCCGGCUCAUCAUCGAGGUGGACGAGUACAGCUCCAACCCCACCCAGGCCUUCACCUUCUACAACAUCAACCAGGGCCGCUUCCAGCCGCCGCACGUGCAGAUGGUGGACCCGGUGCCUCAUGAUGCCCCCAAGCCACCUGGCUACACACGCUUCGUCUGCGUCUCUGACACCCACUCGAGGACAGACCCCAUCCAGAUGCCCUACGGUGACGUGCUGAUCCACGCGGGGGACUUCACGGAGCUGGGGCUCCCAAGCGAGGUGAAGAAGUUCAACGAGUGGCUGGGCAGCCUGCCCUAUGAGUAUAAGGUGGUGAUCGCCGGCAACCACGAGCUCACCUUCGACCAGGAGUUCAUGGCCGACCUCAUCAAGCAGGACUUUUACUACUUCCCGUCCGUGUCCAAGCUGAAGCCCGAGAACUACGAGAACGUGCAGUCGCUGCUGACCAACUGCAUCUACCUGCAAGACGCCGAGGUCACCGUACGGGGCUUCCGGAUCUAUGGCUCCCCAUGGCAGCCCUGGUUUUACGGCUGGGGCUUUAACCUCCCACGAGGCCAAGCCCUGUUGGAGAAGUGGAACCUCAUUCCUGAUGGUGUUGACAUCCUGGUCACCCAUGGACCGCCGCUGGGCUUCCUGGACUGGGUCCCCAAGAAGAUGCAGCGGGUGGGCUGCGUGGAGCUGCUCAACACGGUGCAGAGGCGCGUCCAGCCGCGGCUGCACGUCUUCGGUCACAUCCACGAAGGGUACGGUGUCAUGGCGGAUGGGACGACCACCUACGUGAACGCGUCCGUGUGCACUGUGAACUACCAGCCCGUGAACCCGCCCAUAGUCAUCGACCUCCCCACGCCCCGGAGCUCCUGACUGCGCCCCGCGCCCCCUGCCUGCCGCAGCAGCCUUGCGCGCCUGGCCAGCUCGGUCCCCAGCCGAGUGCCCUUCCGCCAGAGCAGCCUGACCACUCAUCUGGCCAUGGGGACCAGCCCUGCCCGGGGUCCAGGCCUUGGAAUAGAGGAAAUCACUGACUGUCACCUCUGCCACCUGCAGCCAGGACUGCGCGGCCACCAGCGGUGCUGGCCCCACUCCCUUCUGCCUGUACCUCCCUGGACGCCUGGUUGAGGGACCAGCUUGGGAAAUGACUGGAUUGUCCUUUGGCCCAGCUGACGCCCUCCUCCCGGGUUUAGGAAGCCACUGCUCUUGGAAGGUUCUGGAAGUUCUCGCACGAAGUGCUCCUCUGCCUGAGGGUCCGUGGGGCUGUGGGCCCCAGGGUGGGGUGGGCGGGAGGUUUUGUAGCCUGGGUGUGGACAGCCCUUCUUCUGCCGGGCUGGGAGUUGCCGGCUGGUGGCCGAGGCUCCGAGGAGUGCUCAGGGACCUCUCAGGAAUUCGGAGCACACCUCGGGAGGCCGGCGGUGACCUUGCUUCUGCCUCUCCUCCUCUUUUUUGCUGUCUUGAACUAGAGCCUGAGUGUCCCAGGCGUUUGCUUAGAGCCUGGAUUUUGGGGUUGGUGAGUGCCCAGGAGCCCGGUGGAGGGGCCCCUUGGUGGUGGGAUGAUGCUUGUUCCCGGGGGGACUUCCGGUCUGCGGAACACAGCAGGCCAGGCUGUGGCACCUGCCGGGCGCCUGCUCGUGCCCCUUCCAGCGCGCACGCGCCCUCUGAUUCAGUGAUGCGUGCUGUGUCCCUCGUCCUGCGGAGCGAGUCUCUGCAGCACCGGGGCUCUGUGUGGCUGGCCCAUGGCUGAGGACCCCCAGAGUGCUCAAGUCCUCCUGAAGUCCACCAGCGGCCCAUUAGGGACAUGGCGCCUGGGCCGAGUGGGCCCUGGGCUCCGCAGCUGCACUGGGGCAGCCGCCCUUCUUUGAUCUGGGACGGGGCGUGUAGGGACAGGCCACGGGAGAGGGGCUGCGGGGCUGGGGAGGGAGCAGGUCUGGCAGCUGGAGGGUCUUUAUUUACAGCGUGACUAUUUCGUUCAUUACGGGGUAUGUUUUACAUUCUUUUUGAUUUUUAAGAUUACAUUAAAAUCUGUCCUGAUUACUGAUUUUUUUUCUAGUGCUGAGGAUUGAACCAGGGGUGCUCCACCCUGCAUCCCAGUUGUUUUUAGUUUUUAUUUUGAGACAGGAUCUAGCUGAGUUUCCCAGUCUGGCCUUGAACUUGAUGAUCUCCCGCCUCGGCCUCCUGAGUCGCUGGGAUCACAGGCGUGGCCUCUGCACCAGCUCAUUCCCUGGGGUUUGCUCCCCUUCACGUUCUGGGGCUAAGGGGAGGGCCUGGCUCCCCGGCCCUGGUCCCAGCCUGGGAACCAGAUUCCCACGAGCCCUUUUGCAGAUACAAGCUCAUUUCAUCCUCAGAUGGUCCUGUGAGGUUUGCUUGUGGUUCCCAGUUAGAGAUGAGGCAAUUGAGGCCAGAGAGGCGAGGUAACUUGCCUGAAGGCACACAGCACAAAGGGGUAGAGGCAGGAUCUGAACCCUGCUCUCUGGCUCCACAGCCCUCACUUCACCACCCCCAAAGCCCCCUCCCCUUCAGAGCAGUGCAUGGUCCAAGGCUCUGUUUUGUUUUGGGAGGGUCCCGUUGAAAACCAGCUCUGGUUCAUUUCCCACUGAGAGCCCCUCGAACUUCGAGGAAUCCUGAUCUCUGAGCCCAGCGUCCCUGCAUCCCCACAUCCUGGAGGCUGUGAGUCCUCUGACUUGUGAGUGAGCCGGGCUCACCACAGGGCAGGCUGCGUUCCCAGGAGCCUGGCAGGCCGUGUCGGCUGGUGGCCGUGCUGUGGGCCGCGGGGCUGCAGGACUCCGUGUGGCUGCGGUGUUUGCUGGUGGCCAGGGGUGUUUACAAGGUCUCUCGGUGCCUCCGUUGUGUGGCGUGUGCGGGUAGGAAAACACAAGGCCCUUUCCAUGUCACCUCUGCUCAGUUUCUAUGCGGACCAAGAACUAUAAACUUAAAAAAAUGUUUUUCCUAACGUAUCUUCAGAAUAUGGUGUAUUUUUAUGUGGAAAAGAAAAGUUAUGACGGCAGCUGUUCCUUUAAGAGAAAAUUCAUUCAACUCCUUGCAGGAUGACGGUGACGUGUGCUCCUCAAUCAUUUUGGCAUAGCUCGAUUGUGGCUGUAAUUUUUUUUUGUCAAGCAUGUCCGACAAUA